AGAUUUGUAACGAAACAAUACGGCACGCGCUGCUUGUUCUAUGCUGAAGGAAAAAAACUCAGUAAAAAACGAAAAUUAUAAUUAAAUCAAAUUUUGCGGCCAAAGUGAAACGAACUAUAAAAUUUCUUGAAAACAAAACAAAAAACUUUACAAAAUGAACAGAGAAUUCUUUCUUUCGAAAGGCGCUGGCCGCUGGAUUUUGUGGUCUAUAACGUUGAUAUUCAUCACAGCCUUGUGCACGUUUACAAUUUUGGAGGUGAAAUCAUUGGAGGACGAGGAACCCUCUGUGAUACGCAUUAUUCUCAAUACCAUAACACAGAGAAGUGCCAAGACAAAUGGAACCUAUUUGCCAACAAAUAACCAAUUUGUUUUGGUUAAUGUGGAAAAUUUACAGGAGAACCAAGAGGAGCUGGUGAAGGCCAUUGUAACAGAAAUUGAAGAGCACCCAACGGGGGAAUUAGAAAGAAAAGUUCGCGAUGCUGUGGAAAGCACAACAACAGCAAAUGUGAAUAUAAAGAACAACUCAUACUAUGAGGAACAAACACCUGUUGUCGUAUACUCCAAGACGGAUGAAGUGGCUCCCUUAUCCUACAGGCAAUCUGCUACCGGGCCAUAUCAACAGGGUUCUCACGAAGAGCAGCCGUAUUAUGAUGACUCGAUGCAUGGUGACUAUUCUAAUGAUGAUAAUGGUUAUUAUAGACCCCAGUAUGAUGAUGACUCUAGAGAAGAUUUUCCCGGACCUCAAGAUUAUGCAAAUGAUCCAUAUCGAGAUGAGGGUAGAGCUUCACAAAAUCGACAAUACGAUAGCUAUUACAGGCAAUGGCAUUAUGCCACACCAUCGCCGGUGUUAUCGGCAUCUGGCAAUAAUUUAAAGCCUGCACAGAGUUCAGAGGCAAAUCGUAAAUUGCAAAGUAUGACAUCGGCAUCGGUUGGAGGCAAGCAAAGAGAUCCAUAUCCCAGCUAUGCCGAUGACGAUUAUGAUUACUAUGGCUAUCGCCAACGAUCACCUCAAUAUCAUCGUCAGCAACAAAUGCAAAGUUAUCAUCCUCCACCCCCCUCCGCCAACACUGCUGUACAAAAGCAAAAAGAAGAAGGCAGUGAAAUGAAUUUCAUCACCAUUUUGAAAACAAUCAAGGCUAUGUGGGAUUUGUAUCAGUCAUUCAUUUCAGCAUGGAAUUCCAUGGCCGAGCAUCAUAAUAGACAGGAGGAAUUGAAUAAACAAAAAUUUCAAGAACAGCAGCAAAAGUUAAGAAUCAAUUCAAAGAAACCGCAAAAGAUUGAGAAUAGAAAGAAACCAGAAAAUGCCAACAAAAAUCCCAAGACAAAUUCCAAACAAACGACAACCAAAGGACCUUCAACAAAGCUCAGCACAACAACAUUAGCUAAGGUUGAAUCCUCCAACGAAGAUGAAGCAGAAAAUCAAGAAGCCACACUGAAGGUGAAACAAAUGAAUAAGGCUAAAGUUGAGCCACGUAAGGCAUCAAAGGGUGAAAAGCUGGCGAUCACUGAAGCGGAAGGCCUACGAACUAAAAGGCAGACACCCAAUGCGUCCACAGAUGUGGGUGAAGGUCGUUACAUCAAAGGUGAUCCUUUGAAGGGAUACUACGAUUUUGUCAUUACUGAGGGUUCAUAUAAAUUCUGGGCCGUAUUUCAGGUUGGCACGGCUUUAUUGAUUAUUUAUUCAACAUUUGCUGCUAUUUACUAUUCAAAAGUAAAUCCUCUUGUAAGUGAUUACGAUUACACGGAUUACUUGGGGGGUGCACGCUCCUUAUCUGGAGGCGAUCUGGAUUUCGUUGACGAUGAGACGGCUGAAAACGGUGUAAAGCAAUCGAAAGGAUGGCUCGAUUGGUUGCCACGAACAGGUCAUUCACUGAAGUUCAUUCUGGAUGCCAUAGAUAAGCUGCCGGUGGAUCAUGAUGUCAUCGCCGAGGAAGCCAAUGGCGGUGGCAAUGUCGAAGAAUGGUUGGAUAAUACAACGGUCAAAGAGGAAUCAGAUGAAAGCCCGAACAACAAGGCCAUGUAAAUUGAAUAAACGUUUAUGACAUGAGAACAAGAAAAAAAAAAAUGAAAAAGAAAUCCGAAUGAAA
Molecule: messenger RNA, 2087 nt
Organism: Musca domestica (house fly)
Lineage: Eukaryota; Metazoa; Arthropoda; Insecta; Diptera; Muscidae
Exons: 3
Coding region: 155-2023 (622 amino acids)
Source: RefSeq, a predicted model, not a curated record